Messenger RNA from Micropterus salmoides (largemouth bass), 5002 nucleotides. It is a transcript of the gene spred3, whose product is annotated as sprouty related EVH1 domain containing 3. Gene Ontology annotation, molecular function: protein kinase binding. The record is from RefSeq and is a predicted model, not a curated record. Gene Ontology annotation, cellular component: membrane. Lineage: Eukaryota; Metazoa; Chordata; Actinopteri; Centrarchiformes; Centrarchidae. Gene Ontology annotation, biological process: multicellular organism development; negative regulation of MAPK cascade. Bases 269 to 1840 code for a protein of 523 amino acids. The transcript is spliced from 6 exons.
GGAGGAAGGGAGGGAGAGAGAGGGAGGAUGCUGCCAGCGGAAAAUGGCUGCUGCAACCUCAAGCCUAUCCUGAUACACCGAAACGACAUCAAGGUGGAGAGAGAGAGCGAGAGCAAGGGAGAGAGGAAGAGAGCGAAAGAUUAGGAAAAUGAGAGCAGAUAGAGAGAGAAUGUGAGUGAGUCUGUGAGUGUUUCCUGAAAGGAGGAUAAAAAGAGAGAGAGAGGAGACCCUGGGGUGGGCUGCUGCAAGCGGCGGGCAACACCGAGCCAUGGAGGGCGAUGUGCGUGUUCGUGCAGUGGUGAUGACACGUGAUGACUCCAGUGGCGGUUGGGUGCCCCUUGGAGGUGGCGGCCUCAGUCAUGUGGUCAUAUGUAAGGGGCGGAGUCAUGACGGCAGGGGGAGGAGAGAAUACAUCAUACGUGGAGAACGGCUGCGAGAUCGAGCACCAGUGUUGGAGUGUGCAGUGCAAAGAGGGUUAGUGUACAACAAGGUGAACCCCAUCUUCCAUCACUGGCGAGUAGAGGAUCGAAAGUUUGGCCUUACGUUCCAGAGUCCUGCCGAUGCCAUCUCUUUUGAGAAAGGGCUGCAGACCGUCAUAGACAAGCUUGACAGAGGCUCUGACUCGCCCUCGUCCUCCACACCAGAGGAAGCAGACACGGAGGAUGACGGACAAGCUUCCCAUACAGGAAGUGAGUCGUCAUCCAACAGCCGAAAGGAGAUGCUUCCCAAACCCAUCACCAUAGUGACAAGCGAGUCGUCUUCUACCUGCUUCGUGCGGCCGGAAGAGUUUAGUUUUGGUUCCAGCCAUGCCGUCACCACUCAGACACCGGCUCAGAUCCACACCAGGCCAGGACAGCACCAGCUCUCACAAAUGACACCUGUGUUGAAUCCCCCAGCGCCCCCGCCCCCACCUCCUGCUCCACCUACUCCUCCUGUGGGUCCCCCGCCCUCAUCUCCUCUGUCACCCCUCUCACCCACCAUUUCUCUGCUGGAGGAGGGUGACCUGCACAGUGUGGACCCUUGCAAAGACCUGUGGGGUUCUCGAGGUUAUGAGGACUACCGACGGGCGGGGGCCACCAGGACUAUGGUCGGGGGGCUGACCGGGGGUGUGGUUGUCAGUGGUGGAGGGAGUCUGCAGGACAAGUCAGAGCUGUGCGUGGUUCGCUUCGAGAAGGAGCUGGCAGGAGUGGGGACGGCAGGCUGUGAAGUGACAGUAAGCCUGGACAGUAAAGCCUCCCAGCGUCUGUCCUCGUCAUCGCCCACCUGUAUGUCCAUGCCCAACGCUGUGUCAGGCAUGUCCUCAGGUGCUGGCUCACCCCAGGAGACGGGCAAAGGCUCGCCCUCUCCCUGCUGCAUCCACACCUCACUGGCCACGCCCCGGUCGCGGACUCGUAAGAGAGGAGGAGGGGCCAGCAGCAGUGGCGACCCCGGGGUUAUCUCCCCCGACGACGAUAGCCCUUGUCCUCAGGCUUCGUCGUCAUGCUCUUCUCGCUGUGUGUACUGCCGCUCUGUUUUCAGCGCUUCGGAGAACGGGCGGGGCCGCUGCAGAGAUGCCCCAGACCCAGCCCUGCACUGCCUGCGCCAGUGGACCUGUGUGUGGUGUGCUGAGAGUCUACUCUACCACUGCAUGUCGGACUCUGAGGGAGAGUUCUGGGAGCCUUGCUCCUGUGAUGACUCGAUGGGGGGCCACCCGCACCCCCUCUGCUGUGCCCGCUGGUUGGCCCUCUUGGCCCUGUCGCUCUUCGUACCCUGCAUGUGCUGCUACGUGCCUUUGCGCGCCUGCCUGCGGUGUGGGGAGAGGUGUGGCUGCUGUGGGGGUAAGCACAAGGCUGUCCGAUGAGGCCAGGCUAGCGGGUGGGAGGGGUUCCCUGGACCGAGGAGGUUUGGGUGUUGAGAGGAGAGAGCACCUGCUGGGACGUACGAGGUGGAGCUUCAGGCGGAACAGUGCUCUCAGUAGACCCAGACCUCUGACGUGGCCCUCCAAAGCCCCAUGGCCUUCCGCUGCAUUCUGCUCUCUCUUUUCAACCUGGGGCCUUCCUCACUGGUCCAUGCCCGUUAAAGGUGCACUGCACUCAGACCAGGCUCUGUUGGAGUCAUCUGAAGCCUUCAUAGUGGAUUUAAUGAGGGUUGGCUGAGAGUUAGCGGUCAGAGACUUUAUCACAGGAAGAGAGUGGUAGAGGCAACGAUGAUGUGUACACUGUUUCAGAUGUCUGUUUGUUUGUUUUUUUAUUUAGAAAGAAAAACACAAAAAGUAAAUAUGUUUAUAUAUAUGAUUGUUAUAAUUUUAAUUGGUAUAUUUUAUUAAAUGUAAAACAUAUUGACAGAAUCCCCCAAUGGCACACACUAUCACGUAUUCACAAACAUGAGACCUUGGGGAAGUUAUUUGUUUAAUGUUGGCCUGUUUAUCAGUCAGAUGAACAGAUGUCACCCUUUACCUCUAAUUUUACCUCAGAUGUUACUCAAACCCUGGGUAAGAAAUGAAAAAAUAGGAGGGGGCGAGCAUGAGUGAGUGCAGUCUCCAAGAAAGCAUGAGCAUCUGAGAACACUGGUGUUGUCUUUUGGUCAAAGGAGUAAACCCCAGUGGAAAAUGCAAAGGAACAAUUAUUGUUAAGGGAAGUUGCAAUGACAAACACAAAGACUUAAAAGUCAUAAUGUGAUUCAUUAUGGUCCUUUGUAACCAAACACAAGGUUAAUUUUGUUUUUUGAAAAAAAAAAAAAAUCAAGAAUGUGUGUCGAACAUUAAACACCCUCACAUAUUUUUCAUCUUUCCAUGUAUUUUCAAUAUUAAUCAUAGAAAACAUCACAUCUCACCACUGUACUUGUUGAAUCAGUCAAGGUGCUUACAACUGAGGCCUCUGAGUGAGUCUAUUCUACCUAAUGUACACAAUGACCGUACAUUCUGAACCCCAAAGAAAAACAAAACAGCACCCCAUGCUAACCAAUCUGUAGAUGUGUCUAGGCCUUUGAAUGAGACGCCACCAAAAAAAAUUAAGUGCAAUGAACAAUGUAAUGAAAGAGUAUUUUUGUACCAGUUGCUACCAGACGUUAGGAAAAACUAAACGGAAAUUGAAAAGUGUUGAAUACUGUAGUGUGUUAUUGUGUUCGAUAUCAAGCAGAAAAGAUAAAUAGGAACACAAACUUGUCUGAGAGCAGCAGCAGGUAGCGCACAGGUGUGACAUUUCAACAUGUGUGCUGUACAUGGACUGUUGACCCUGUGAUAAGAAAAGAGACACAUUAACUUGAAAAAUUAAUGGCAUUAGGUCUUUGUUUGGGCACAGUGGCAGAUGUGUUUGCUGAAUGUUGCUUUAAGUAUGAAGUUAAAAAGCUGCUAUUUUAACUCCUGUCCUAACCCUAUUAAAACUUUCCUGCUGCAUCUUAGCAAUUGAUGAGGUGUGUGGCAGAGUCAAACAAUCCUUCUGCCCAAGGUGCUGAGGAUGCUAGACUGUGGGAGUAAGGUUUUUUGUACAUUUACAGCUGGUCUUGAAGAUAAAUUCACCCCAAGACAUUUUUAAAAAUGCUUCCGGUGAUGUACCUUGCAUUUAUGUGUCUAUUUUGCUGAUUGGUUGUAUAUUUUUCUACAUUCAGUUACUAAGUGGCCAUGGGUAGAUUAAAAGCUAUUUCCAUCACAGCUCCAACAGAUUUUGUUAACAUAAUGUUAAAUCAAAAAAUCUUGGUAUAUCAACAUAAACAAGUUUUUUGUGCAAGUCCCUCAGAAUCGAAGAGCAAGGGCCUUUUGUGCAACCUCCAGGUUACAUCAGUGUAUUAACAAUAAUGCAAGUUAUAUAUAUUAUCAAAGAGGUAGACAAUAGUAACUAAAUUUGCCUUUUACAUUAGGAUUGCUUUAUUUGUUGACUGAAACCUGAGGCUGUAAUAUUCCAAUCACCGUUAUUAUUGGAUUCAAAUCGUAAAGCAAGGUAGAUGGUAUGUAGGGUGAGUAAAAACGGGAACACUGAAGAAUAAAUGACAACAAAUAAUGUCAAAAUAACACUUGAAAUGCUCUGAACAUCAUAGAAUGAUGACAUCCUAACAGUGUAAGAGAAUCUGUGGGGAGAUUUGUCUUUUAAAACCAGUGGCAUUUUCCUUUAAAAAAUGCUAUAUAAGGAAACACUGACUAGUUUUACUACAGUGUCAUGUCUCAAAUGGAGGUUCACCUGAUAGACCUUGAAUUAUGGCAGAAUGAACCAUUCAGAAGCUUCACCAGAUUAUUUACAUUUUAGGUUUAGCCAAGAACUUUUAUCCAAAGUGACUUAAAGUGAGUGAACAGGAAGUAGGGUUCAGAGUCAGGACACAUGACUGAUGAACACGACCCUUGACCUCUCGUUAUGGGGCGGUCGUGUUCAUUACUAGGUCAGCCUGCCAACAAUGUUGGUCCAUUUAGAAGGACAAAAAAAACAAACAAAACACUCUGUCACAGUGACAGGAAACAUAACUCAGUCAGUCACAAGACUGGCAUUACCUGAUCCUAAAUUAACCCCCCGUCCCCCCCACACACACACACACACCCACCCCACAAUUCUGCAAUGCAUAGACCUGCACACAGAUACACAUGUUCACUCAAUGGUGCAGAUAUACAGUACUAGUAAAGCCAUUGCACAGUUUGCUACUUCUGGUUCAGAUAUGGUGUUAAGAGUACAGUACUGACAGUCAUGCGAUCACAAUUGCAGGCCCCAUUCUUACAUCUUAAUAAAUGUGCCUUUUGAUUUGAGUAAUCAAUAACUUAUGAUUUUUAAGUAACUCUGUGUUAAGUACUAUUUACUUUAUGGGUUCUUGAUUUCUGCCAAUGUGCAUAUUUUCAAAUGUACGUAUUUAUUAGUUUCAAAGUAAUUAAUGAGAUAUUACCUGUUUAUUUAUUUAUUGAGAUAUUUAUUCUGAUUCUUUAUUUUUUUGAGACAGGUUUUAUCUUCCGUGCUGUCUUACUUCUGACUUUGUGCCAAUGUGCUGCUUUGAGGUGUUACAUAUCGUGGGUUUGUAUCAUUAUUAAACCCUCACUCUAUAUUUUAAA